CAUUUUGACGAAUAAAACGAAGUAAAGAGCGAGAGCGAGAACACAGAAGUGCAAAAAUGUCAGAGAUCGACGCGAAAGUGAACAUGUCGCUCGGUAAGUGGCCAGAGUCUCAAAACUCUAAUGAUUUUGCCAGUAAUCCUGGGUGAGCGUACGGCUCCGCAGUCCUCCCAAUGAUGAGCGAUGAAAUGGCGUCGCCAUGCGUAUACGUGUGCCCGUAUGAGUAUCUGCAUUUGUUUUAUCAUUCCGCAUCUCGGUUCCCGUUUCUUCAAGGACAGCGAAGACAAUACGAAAAAGUACAUCGAGUAAGAAACAGCGGGAUGGUUUCUACGAUCGAUCGACGCAGCGGCGUAUUAAUGUAUUAAGCGAAAGCAUAACAGGAUUGCGAAACAGAAGAUAUUCUUAUUCUUAAAGGAGGAAGAGAGAUAGGGCGAAGGGGACAGCCACAAUUUUUCAUCCUCGUUGCUUUUACGUAACUGUAAUCUUAUUUCGCCGAUUACUUAUUAAUCGCGAUUGCUCUUGUUCGACCCUGGAAGGAAGAAAGGAAUUUUCAGUAGAACAUGAAGUGUUGCCAGAAAUUCUUCAUUCGACUUAAUUAUGAUUGCUCGUAAUUUGUUUGGCCCUCAGGAAGAAAAGUGUUUACGAACAAGCCCAUAGGAAAUUUGAGUAAGAUAUCAAACGGUUAUUUGAUAAACCGCCAAAAAUUUCUUAUGCAAAAGGAGAACGUACGAUGUCUACGAUCAAGAAAUGAAACCAAGAUAUGUCAGGAAUGUCUUGGAAUGGCUCUGCACCCGGAUUAAAACAUGGUGAAACCUUACACCAUUUGCGUCUGCUACACUUCUUAACAGUAGAUCCCGAUUGCACAGACCUAUUCAUUAUCGCAUUAAUUAAUGCACACGUACGAUUAAUUUCUCUUUUGUACACAGUCUGCGGACUAAUAUCGCAUCGUCACAUUGGAAUAGUAUUUCCAACAUUUCCAAUAAUUUUUGAGAAUAUUUUGAUACUUCUAAAUUAUGAUCUUGCUGCAACUUUCGACAAUAAACUUUCGUGAUACCGUUUUGGAGACAAAGUUGCAAAAUUACAGCGAAGCAUAGGCAUGCCGAAUGAUUCGUUCUCAUUUGGCAAGAAUUAUUACUGAAGCAUGAUGUCCUGAUAUCUCGGAUAUCAUAAUCUCGCUUUGAUGCAUUCCGAGAAAACAACGAUGAGCGAAACGGGGACACUGAACAAUCUGAAGAAGCAGCUGUGCCAAGCGUGUCGCGACCGUGACUCAUCUCACUUUCUCAUAGAACGAGCGCAGGCUUGCGCAAUUUCGUAUUUUUAUCCAUUGCAUCCUCGGCAACUUUUAGUAGCGGGCGAACAUGGCGCGACACAGUGCGCCAAAUAUGGAAAAUGAUACAUGCUGACGCGAUCUGUUUAUACGGCGAUAAGAAGCUUAUAUAACAAGAGCACGGCGAAGAAUGAGAUUAAGUUGGUUUUUGUUCCGCUCUUAUCAGUAUGACGUAUAUGAAAGAAUUCGGUGGAAUAAAUUAAAGCUAAAUGCGAAUUAUGCUUCACCUUGAGGAGAAAGUGUGUGUGGGAGACUAUACAAAAUUGUAUUCGCAGUAUAUUGACGAUGUGUUAAAUAAUUUACUGGCAAUCUCCGAAAAUGCAGAUACUCUAUACGCAAGCUGGUUUUAAUAAUGUGCCAAUAAAGUGCGCAAUCCAAUGCUGGCAAAUGAUACUCCUGAGGGAUAGAAUACGUUUAUGAACGAUUUAUUUGUAUGAUUAAAAUUCGCAAGGCAAAUAUUUAUAUGGGGUUCUUAAAAGUCUUCUGAAAUGCAAUAAUGAAGGAGGUAACGAUCAAAUGGAAGAAUUUGCAAGAAGAAUUACUACUGAUGAGAUCAUAAAAUUGGGAAAAAAGGAGAAAAAGAAAAAGAAUGCUGUGAAUGGAAAACCUGGCGGUGCCAAGCGCAACCGCGGCACCAUGCGAGGCAGGACCGGGUUUAGAGGAAGAGGAAAUACGAGAAUUAAUAAACGCAAUGUCGGGACUGCCGUGAAGAAACAUCCGCAGCAACAGACUUGGCAGCGCAAUGCGAAUAACGCGACUAACGCUCGCGCUGGCUUCGCUAAGAAUCGAUUCAAGAAAAAUGGCAAUCUCGCGAGAUCGCGCAGCAACUUGAGUUUGAAUCAGAAGCCGAACGCGAGAGGCGCAUUCAACGUGCGCCGUACCAGAGGCAGCAGAUUCGGGUUGACUCGCAGCAGAAGCCGAACAAACCUGACGUUUAAUCAGGGCGGCUUCUUCACGAACAACAAGAGCCCGUUGAAGAGAACGAACAGCUUGCCUAAUUUACGUGAUCCGAACUCUGUCCACAAUCGUCUGGGAUACCAGAGUCCCGCUCAGAUUGCCUAUCGAAAUCGCGUGAAACGAGCGAAGCAGCUGCUGCUACAAAGACAGACUCAGAGGCUGGGCAUGCAAAAUCAUUUCAGAAUGGCGCAGACUGGACAGAAGACUCUACUCUCGAUGCAACCGACAACUUUGGGAAGACAACAGAUAUUAACGUCGCAGCGUCGUUUCACAACUGGCGGACUGCGUUCCGAUCAAAUCGCUCGUGCACAGAGGCGGGCGCAAUAUGAGCAAAAAUUGAUGAGGAUGAACACUGCCCAAUUGACUCCGAGUCCGAAUGUCAAUUUCAUGUGCACGCUAGGAAGUGAAUACACGCCUACCGCCACGCGUCAACGACCUCUCACUCUAAUACAAAGUCGAAAUCCCGCGACUAUCGGUGGUGCGCCGAGAGUAUUAUCUAGAGGACGAUCACCAUACAGACAGAGUACGCAGGCUUUGAAUAUGACUGUUCGAGCACCGUUAUUUAACCGGCAGCGUUCGAGAUCAAGAUCGCGAUCACGCUCGCGCACACGUAAUAACACUACCACGUCCGAUUCCAGCGGGGAUGUCGACGAUCGUAGUUUCAGCGAAAUUAUGUUUGGCCUGUCGGGGAACCUCGGCGUUACGGGUCGAACCCUUAACGAUCGGUUUAGCUUUUAAGCGGUAGUAUCGCAAACUUAACUUUAUAUAAUUUAAAUUUAUUGAUAUUUUACUGAUGAUUUCGCCGGUAAUGUUGGAAAGGAUAAAAAAAUUUAUUUUAACAAUGUAGACAACGCGACAACAUUAUUGAUCUUUCCUCUUUUGUUAGAAAUAUAUAAGCAUUAUUAUUAAUGACAAGUGCGCAACGCAUUAAUUAACAUUCUCACAAAUAUUUUGCUUAUUUUACGCAAAAGCUUAUUCGAAAUACAGUUUCUUAACAUUUGCACUGUUAAUGUGUGUACAAACUAUUUGUAGAAUAUAUUUUGAGAUGUACUAUCACACCUUCAUGAAGAAUGUAUGAUGGUACGAAUAAUAUGAGGUGUGCGCGCGUGAUUAUAAUCUGUCACGAUUAAAUCAUUAUAUAUAUUUUUUUUUAUCUAAACAUAUCUUAAAAUCCGAAUUAUUUCUACAAAAAAUGGCUACACACUUUAUAAUAAUUUAUCAUGAUUUAGAAUAAUUAUUAGCACAAAAAAUCUCUAAUGAUAAGAACGGAAAAAACAAAAUUGAUAACGAUGCCACGAUAGUUUCACAACUGCUUGUUGGUAAACGUCUAUGCAAAGUCCAAUUGACAUGCUGACUGUUAAUUGCGAGUUGAAGAAAUUUCACUUUUUUGCCGUGCAAUAAUUUUUGCAUAAAGUAUCUUUUGAUUAAAUAGAAUAUAAUUGAAGAAUUAAAUAUCUAGUGCAGAGUUGUGAUUUAUUGAUAAAUUUUGAUAUAAAAGUAAAAUCGUUUUCAACAUACGCUAGAUACAUUGAAUAUGUAAUAUAGACUUCAUCUUUUGAAAUGUAUUUUCUUUUGCUUUAAGAAAUAUACAAAUACUGA
Linepithema humile (Argentine ant) is the source of this 3880-nucleotide messenger RNA. RefSeq lists its product as uncharacterized. The record is from RefSeq and is a predicted model, not a curated record. NCBI's taxonomy places the organism in Eukaryota, Metazoa, Arthropoda, Insecta, Hymenoptera, Formicidae.